AUGGCCAACAGCCAUUUGUGUUUGGUGCAGGAUCUUCCAGGAGGGAAAAACGGGAAAUUGUUUGAGAUCUCUUGCAGUUUGCCACCUGCUUGUUACUCUGCUUUCAUUUCUACCAAUUUGAUAACAUACAUGGCUACAGAUAGCAAUGUUCUCACACUGCCACCUCCUCCCUCCUUCUCUCUUUACAAAUGUUACAACACAAUCAGAAAUUCCUCUUUUCUUUCCUUCCUGCAUUUCCAGCAGGUUCCCUUGCGUCAGAAGCCGAGAAAGAAAACUCAAGGUUUUUUCACAAUGAGUCGGAGGAGGAUAUCAUGUAAAGACCUGGGGCAUGCUGACUGCCAAGGGUGGCUGUAUAAGAAAAAGGAAAAAGGAACUUUCCUAAGCAACAAAUGGAAGAAGUUCUGGGUGGUUCUGAAGGGGUCAUCGCUAUAUUGGUACAGCAAUCAGAUGGCCGAAAAAGCUGAUGGAUUUGUCAACUUGCCCGAUUUCACUGUGGAGAGAGCAUCUGAAUGCAAAAAAAAGCACGCUUUUAAGAUCAGCCACCCACAGAUCAAGACCUUUUAUUUUGCAGCUGAGAAUAUGCAGGAAAUGAAUGUGUGGUUAAACAAGCUUGGAUUAGCUGUCAUCCACCGUGAAUCCACUACAAAGGAUGAAGAAUGCUACAGCGAGAGUGAACAGGAAGAUCCUGACGUAGCUGUGGAGACGGCACACCCUCCUCACUCUGCAGGGACUCUGUCUCCUUUGGCACAGCAGGCGUCUUCAUCUUCCCUGAAAUCAAGUGAAACGUCGUCUUCUUUCUCUUCCCUGGAAAGUACAAUAAAGACAUCCAGCAGCUUGACCUCCUUAUCUAAAGAAAGACAGUCUUGGAUCAACAUGGUUAACAGUUCAUCCACUGCUGAAGAUGUGGGACAAUCAAUAGCAAUCGCUGUGCAGCUUCACUCACCUGCACCCUCGGAGGCAAACAGUUGCAAGGCCCUGGAAAACAGCUUUGCCAUGUCGGAAAGUGGAUUUUUGAACUCUUUAUCGAGCGAUGACACAUCCUCACUGAGUAGCAACCUAGACCAUCUUAGUGUCCCAGACAAGCCUACUGGAUCAAAGAUGAUGGACAGAGAAGAAACAAAAGUGCCUGAAGAUGAUGAAAUGGAGAAGCUCUACAAAUCAUUAGAGCAAGCUAGUCUAUCUCCUCUUGGGGACCGACGACCUUCAACCAAAAAGGAGUUGAGAAAGUCCUUCGUGAAACGGUGCAAAAAUCCGUCCAUAAAUGAGAAACUCCACAAAAUCCGAACCUUGAAUAGCACAUUAAAGUGUAAAGAACAUGACCUAGCCAUGAUUAACCAGUUGCUGGAUGAUCCGAAGCUGACAGCCACAAAGUACAGGGAGUGGAAGGUCAUGAACACUCUGCUGAUUCAGGACAUCUAUCACCAGCAGCAGGACCCCACGGCUGCCCCGGAAGGCCCCCCGCAGGGCCGUGAGAGCCCGCCUUCCUCCACCUCCGUCGAAAAUUCUAUUUGAGAACACGCCAGAGUUCUCUCCCCUCCUGACCCCUAGCAACACUUCAAGAUGCUGCAAGAGCUUACAUUUUUCCUUCAAUGGAAAACUGAGACCGGUUCCUCAAGCAUCAGAUCCCUCUCUAAAGAGGCAGCUCAGGCGAGAACCAGCACCGAUCACAGCAGGACUCCUGCUUCUGGCCAUAGGGCUUCGUCAAGACUGGAGUGACUGAGUCCAGCCGAAGGGUUCUCAGCGUUCCUGCCGGGAGCUCACGGGUAUGCCAGGCUCUAGAUGCCAUUGAGAACUCUAUCUUCUAUUCCUUGCUCUCAAGAGAAUUACGAUGU
Molecule: messenger RNA, 1832 nt
Organism: Pteropus alecto (black flying fox)
Lineage: Eukaryota; Metazoa; Chordata; Mammalia; Chiroptera; Pteropodidae
Gene: IPCEF1
Product: interaction protein for cytohesin exchange factors 1
Exons: 11
Coding region: 1-1512 (503 amino acids)
Source: RefSeq, a predicted model, not a curated record